GGUGUGGCCAAAUUCCUUCAAAUAUGACAGAAGCAGUUAAAACUGCUAUGAAAACACAGCUGCUGGAAAACUAAAUGUCUGUUUCCAAUCAGUAGAUACGGGUGCUGGGAAACACUCUUUAUUGCGGAAGCUAUUGCUAAGUGAAUAAAAAAAAAAAAGGUAAAAUUGCUAUAAGUGAAGUCAGAGGAAGUGCCAAGAUUUUUUUCUCAUGGUAAGAGAGAGCAAGACUUUCAGCAGAUAAAGAGAAGGCUGAUCAGAGAACAGCAGAGCUGCUCCGUCUUCUACUUCCUCAGCUUUCCCCCUCUGUUCUGUCAUGGAAGAUGCUGCAUUGGAAAAACUCGGCAGCCUUCUGGAAAUCUCAGGGUUAAGAUCUUCUCUGUAAAUCCACCAGGCAGAAAGCUCCAGAGUUUCUGUGUGACGAUGGCUGCUCCGUGAUCCCGCCACCGCUCCCAUGGAGGCUACAGUCACCGUUUCCCCUUCUCCCAACUCCUCUUCCCCGACUCCCCUGCGUCCGGCUGUGGCCCCGUCUGUCCAGCUCGGUUUCACCGCCCUCUACACCACCUUGUACGGGGGCCUUUUCUUGGUGGUGUACAUCCAGCUGUGGCUGCUCUUUGUCUACAAACACAAGAGAUGGAGCUACCAGAGCCUCUUUCUGUUCCUCUGCCUGCUCUGGGCUGGCCUGCGCACCACGCUGUUCUCCUUUUACUUCCAUAACACCGUGGAAGCCAACCACCUCCCUGCUGCUGCCUUCUGGCUGCUCUACUGUUUUCCUGUGUGUCUGCAGUUCUUCACCUUCAGCCUCAUCAAUCUUUACUUCACUCUGUUAUUACUGAAGCUCAGGGAUACUUACAGUUCAGUGACACAGAGAAAACAGCUGGCGCAGUGUGCCUACGGAGCCAUAAGCAUCAUCUUCCUCUGCAUCAACGUGACGUGCGCUGCUCUGGGGGAACGAGGCAGCAGCGGAGAGAAAGGGAAGCACACCUGGAAGCUGGUGUUGGUCAGAGUUAUUGUUAAUGACCUGCUGUUCAUUUUGGAUGCGGUGUUGCUGGCCACCGUGCUGCUGCUGCUGACCCGGCACUCCCGCUCCUUUGGCCCCUACCUGAUGAGCAAGGGGACCACGGUGUGUCGCACAGCAGCUCUGGGUGCCGCAGUGAUCUUCCUGUUUUUCAGCCGAGCCUGCUACAACCUGACGGCCCUGCUUCUGUCCCAGAGCUAUAAGGUGGAAUCCUUUGAUUAUGACUGGUACAACAUCUCAGACCAGGCCGACUUGCAGAGCGAACUCGGCGACAGAGGCUACCUGGCCUUUGGUGCCAUCCUCUUCAUUUGGGAGCUGCUCCCAACCAGCCUGCUUAUCCUCAUCUUCCGAGUUCGCCAGCCUGCUCAGGAUACCAGCAGCAUAGACAUCAACAACAGGAUUCUACCUCGUCCAUAUUUCUUUGAUGAUUCUGAAGGCAGCGAUGAUGAAAUCCCUGCUCCUUGGGCUCACAGCUCAUCUCAGAACCAAAGCUGGUACGGAUCAGAGACUGCGCCCCUGCUGUUUGCCAACAAUCCUGCAGACCAGAACCACCAGCACCAUUCUUUCUAUUCCACCCCUCAGAACUGAAGGCCAAAACGUCAUCUGCUGUUGGAUUUUUACCAUGCUCAUUGGGCCAGUGACCUCAGGGGGAUGAGGACCGUAUGUGCAGCUACCGACCAGUUGUACCUCCCACUCUGUGGUUGAAUUUGCACUGAAAACCUCAGGAAAGCUAAAAAGAUGCACCUUGUAGUUGUUUUUAUUUUUUAAAAAGAGAGGAGAUAUAUUGACUCUUUCUAGACUUAAAGGGAACACUGUUGUUGGGAGAGGACCUACAUGACGUGUCCAUGUGAGCUUCAUAAAGGUCAAACUAAGCAUUGUUUAUUUAUUUGCAUAUUCACUGUGAAUACAGGAGCUAAACUAACUCUUAUAGUUGAUAAGACAACCUCUUUACCUUCAUCUACAUUCCUGAAUGGAUUCAAAUCAGCUUAGUCCAUAACGUAAGUCCAGUCCCGUAAAAUGGAACUUUAUGAAACAUGUUGAAGUAGAUCUGAAACAGACUAAAAUACAAAUAAUAUAUAUCCUACAGACUUUAGUCUUUUUAUUUCUGACAGUGGGCUUUUAUGUUUAUCUCCAUCCUUAGCAUAGCUGCAGCUACUAGAGUGUAGUUUCUGUUUCUGGGUCAAUAACUCAUCCUGCAUUUGUCCCUGAGUUUAUUUUUAAGCAGUUGAUUUUAGUUCUCCUGUAUGAGUUCAUGCGUUAGAUUGGAUGUUUUUAAUUUAUUUAUGUAUUUACAGUCAUUGUUUCAUCUGAAAACAAACUCUCUGCCAUUCACCUGUGACACCGGCUACAUCUACAACACACCAAUAAACGUUGACAUAAACCAGGUCAUCUUGUUGCUAGGCAGAAAAUCUUUCUGUGUAAAGUGGAACCCAGCAAGCUUUGAAUGUCUGUUGGUGCCAAUAAAUGGGAUCAGAUCAA
This is a messenger RNA of Girardinichthys multiradiatus, 2494 nucleotides long. RefSeq names its product G protein-coupled receptor 137 (gene gpr137). Gene Ontology annotation, cellular component: lysosomal membrane. Bases 452 to 1603 code for a protein of 383 amino acids. Gene Ontology annotation, biological process: positive regulation of TORC1 signaling. The transcript has 8 exons. NCBI's taxonomy places the organism in Eukaryota, Metazoa, Chordata, Actinopteri, Cyprinodontiformes, Goodeidae. The record is from RefSeq and is a predicted model, not a curated record.